AAAACAGAAGCCGAAAUCAAGAUCUGGACUGGCUUUUCCUCGCGUUAAUUCAGUAAAUGGUACCACUUUUACAUAGUGCAAAAAUCACGUUUCUGGGCACCGCUUCACUCUCCAUUUUUUUAUCGUUAGCUACCACCAAGCUUAAUCUAUGACUUCCACAUGGUCAUCUUCUGCAAUCUGCAUGGGCACCAAAUGUCAAACCAAGUCCCCAAAACCUCUCGUCCAUCCCUACGAUUUUUUGUUUGAAAAUUCACGACCGACUGACCCGAACAAUAGAAUUAUAGAACACUACAAAUAAAAGAAAUUUGGGUUUCGGCUUUCGAGAUUUUUUAAACAGUGUCCAGAAGUACAACUUAUAAAACCGGAAAUGACCUUCCAUACUCGAUCGGCACCAGAUCGAACCGGGCAUAAAUUAUUUCAAAUAUAAAAAAUUAAUAAAAUUAAGGGCGUUCUAGAAAGUCAUCUCGUUAGGGCAUCCAUAGAAACUCGCAAGAAAGAUCGUGCUGCAUGACACCACUUGAAGCGUUAUUAUUGUAUGAAAUUAGAAAUCUUGAAAUUUCUUCUCUACAGAGCUCACGCCUUGGAAAUUUUGGGUCUAAAAUUGGUAGGGGCCGCGCGAACGCAGGCCCCCGCUACCACAAAUUAUGACGUAGGCUCUCCCACUUGGGGAGACCUUAGGCGAGCACCCCUCCUGUGUGCAAUGGAGGUCACUAGCCUAGGCCAUGGGCCUUCUUGAUCACCCAUCGACCCCGUCCAGUUUUACAGAAAAAAAAAAUAUGGAAGAGAAGUGCGGGAUCAAGAAAGAUGUUACUGAAUUGAUAGGCAAUACUCCAAUGGUAUAUCUCAAUCGUAUUGUGGAUGGCUGUGUAGCACGUAUUGCUGCCAAGCUUGAGAUGAUGGAGCCCUGCUCUAGUGUUAAAGACAGGAUUGCAUAUAGUAUGAUUAAAGAUGCAGAGGAUAAGGGUCUAAUUACAAAAGGGAAGACCAUCCUCAUUGAGCCUACCAGUGGUAACACUGGCAUUGGGUUGGCAUUCAUUGCAGCGAUCAAGGGUUACAAACUUAUCCUUACCAUGCCAGCUUCAAUGAGUAUUGAGAGAAGAAUUGUGCCCCUAGCUUUUGGAUCUGAGUUGUAUAUAACAGAUCCUGUUAAGGGACUCAGCGGGAAUCUGGGGAAGGCUAUUGAGCUACUUGGUGAAAUACCCAAUAGUUAUAUGCUUCAGCAAUUUGAAAAUGCUGCCAACCCAAAGAUCCAUUACGAAACUACUGGCCCAGAGAUAUGGAGAAAUUCAGGAGGCAAAGUUGACGCCCUGGUUGCAGGGAUAGGGACUGGUGGAACGGCAACUGGUGCAGGAAACUUUCUCAAGGAGAAAAACCCAAAGAUCAAGGUAUAUGGGGUUGAACCAGUUGAAAGUGCUGUGUUGAGUGGAGGACAGCCUGGCAUGCAUUUGAUCCAAGGAAUCGGUGCUGGUAUUAUCCCUACUGUUCUGGAUGUCAAUGUGCUUGAUGAAGUUAUUCAAGUAUCAAGUGAGGAAGCUAUUGAAACUGCUAAGCAGCUUGCGUUGAAAGAAGGCUUGCUGGUGGGGAUUUCAUCUGGUGCGGCGGCAGCUGCUGCAAUAAAGUUGGCAAAGAGGCCAGAAAAUGCUGGAAAGCUCAUUGUUGUAGGUGGUUUUUCCUAGCUGCGGUGAGCGUUAUCUGUCUUCCCCGCUAUUUGACUCCAUCAGGCGUGAGGUAGAAAACAUGACUUAUGACUGAGAUGUUACCGAUACCAUAUCCACUAGGUGGUAUAAGUUAUAAAUGGAUAAAUCUAGCGUAAGUCUUUUGUAAAAAUAUGGAUCUAGUAAAUAGAAUUUUUUUUUUUUUUUUCACUUUU
Messenger RNA from Carya illinoinensis, 1870 nucleotides. Its product is annotated as cysteine synthase-like. The record is from RefSeq and is a predicted model, not a curated record. NCBI's taxonomy places the organism in Eukaryota, Viridiplantae, Streptophyta, Magnoliopsida, Fagales, Juglandaceae. The transcript is spliced from 11 exons. Gene Ontology annotation, cellular component: cytoplasm. The coding region runs from base 723 to 1676 and encodes 317 amino acids. Gene Ontology annotation, molecular function: cysteine synthase activity.